Molecule: messenger RNA, 1447 nt
Organism: Esox lucius (northern pike)
Lineage: Eukaryota; Metazoa; Chordata; Actinopteri; Esociformes; Esocidae
Product: H-2 class II histocompatibility antigen, A-Q alpha chain-like
Exons: 4
Coding region: 45-755 (236 amino acids)
Biological process (GO): peptide antigen assembly with MHC class II protein complex; immune response; positive regulation of T cell activation
Cellular component (GO): membrane; MHC class II protein complex
Molecular function (GO): MHC class II protein complex binding
Source: RefSeq, a predicted model, not a curated record
UAUAACUUCAUACCCAAACACAACAGUGAAUUCACACUUUGACGAUGUGUACUGUGUUUGUUAUCCUGCAUUUAGGGGUCAUUUCAGCACUAGUCCAAGCUCAACAUGUAUUCAAUGUCAUGGUAUUACGUUCUGAAACCGAGGAAUUUGAAAUGACAGCGUGCGCAGAUGGUGAAGAAUACCUCUACGUAGAUUUAGACAAUCAAAAAGUAGUGAUAACAGCACCUGAAUUCAGCAAACAAAUAGAGUGUCCUGUUUGUUUGAACGUAGCAGAAGGUUAUAUCCCUGUGGGAAAAAAACAUUUCAGUGACUUGGCUUUUGAUAGCCCAGAAGCUAAAGUUCCCCCUGAUGUCAUGCUGUAUCCCAAGGAAGAGGUGAAGCAGGGAGUAAACAACUAUCUUGUCUGCUACAUCAAUAAUUUUUUUCCUCCACCUGUUCAAGUCAAAUGGACAAAGAAUGAUGUGAAGAUCACAAAGGGAGUGAAAGCAAGUCAUUAUUUAUUCAAUAAUGACAUCACCUUCUACCAUUUCUCCACUCUGACCUUUGACCCAGAAGAUGGGGACAUCUACACCUGUACUGUGGAGCACCCAGCCUUGGAUGAACCUGUAACCAGGAAAUGGGAGUUUGAGGUGCCCCCUGGUCCCAGUCUGGAUCCUGUUGUGUUCUGUGGACUGGGUCUCACUCUGGGGAUCCUGGGAAUCGCUACUGGAAUGUUCUUUUGUGUCAAAGGAAUGCAGCUUACAAAUGUACUAUGAUGUUUUUCUCAUGCAUGUUUUUAGCAUGUUAUAGGCCAUUCACAUGGGAGACGGUGUGAACUGCACUCAAUGCAAGGUCAGGGAAAUGAUAGUCAAGGUACAUGAAACAGAUUUCUACUGACUUUAGCUAGCAGCAAUACCAGCCCUUAUUCAAUAACUAGUGUGGCUAGGUAUUUACUUGCAAUUCCACAUGCUGUUUUUCCUCUAGUCACGUGACUUGUUAGUAAGAUCCUGGUAUUCAUUCACUGUAGUGAAUAAAUACAGUUUAUUCUCCAUUUAUUCAUAGAAUGACUGUAACACGCUGCAAUCAGAUUAGUUGCACUUUGGGAAGUUAGCGACAUCAGAAGUCAAACCUCAAAUAGUUUGAACUUUUAGGGCAGCAACUCAGCUAUAUUUUUGGCUAGUGUGGGCUGCUUGGCUAGGUGCAGUCGUUUAGGAAAGUGCAGCUACAUCCUUUAUUGGAACUAAUGAAUUUCUCCAAUGCAAUGCCGUUCUUCACAGAUCAUACAGGUGCCCCUUUAGAUCUAAUGUCCAACUUUUGAUUUAAGUCAUUGUAAGGGGCACUUAUUGUAAUGUACAGUGAAGUGCUGCCUUUCUAAGGAACUUUUCAAAAGAGGAGAGAAAUAAAAGUACCAAAUAGUUUACUCAGAACAUAUAGCCUGUGUUUAUUAAACAUAAAUUAUUAAACAGUA